UAAGCAGAAUAUGCUCGAACUAUAACGGAAUUUGCAGGUUGUUCUUAGGCCCGAAGACGGUUGUAGUCAUGGUUUCGCAUCCAAAAUAUUUAAAGAAAAUCUUCAAAAAUUCUUCGGAGCAUAUAGAAAAAACGAAUUUUUACGAUUUCUUCAAGGACAUUCUUGGAAAAGGAAUUUCAAUUGUUACAGGGCCGAUUUGGCAUAAUAAUAGGAAAGCGCUGCAGCCGGCAUUUCAAUACGCAAUGCUCGAAGAUUUCAAUAAAAUUUUCAAUAAAACGGGCGACAAAUUGCUGAAAAAGUUUGAGAAAAUUCUGGGACGUCAAGUGGAUGUUAGCCCAUACAUAAAUAGCAGUACGAUGGAAACUACAUAUGAAAGUAUACUGGGAUUGAAUUUCGAAGAAAAUCCGGAGGAAAAUUUGAAGUAUUCUAACACUAUUUACCAGUACAUAGACACUUGUUUAGAGCGCAUUUUUUCGCCGAUCAAGAGAAGCGAUUUCCUGUACCAACUAAUGCCUGAACACAAAAAACAGCAGGAACGUCUGCAAGAGAUAUUGAAUUUUACAUCUGCCAUCGUCGAUAAGAAGAGGGAAGAAAUGAAGCGACGAAGCGGUGAUAAUAUCUCCGAAAAUUCGGAUUUCGGUAUUAAAAAGAAGUCCACGUUGCUGGACAUCAUAUUGGAGCGAUUUAAAACUGAUGAAGAUUUGCCUUACGAAUACAUCAACGAGGAGCUCAGCACGUUUCUGACUGCGGGUCAUCACACGGUGACGUCUGUCCUAUCGAGUAUCCUUUACGAGCUCUCCAAGCACGAGGAUGUUCAAGAGAAGUUAUUCGAAGAGAUCUCAAGUAUUAUUGAAGAUGCUAAAUGCAUCAGCACUAAAGAUAUAAAUGCAAUGGAAUAUAUGGAAUGCGUGGUUAAAGAAGGUCUUCGUUUAUACAGCCCAGCGACUUAUAUAGAACGCAAGUUGGAUUAUGAUGUCGAAGUAGAUGGUUCUAUCAUACCAAAAGGCACGAGCAUAAACAUAUUCAUCUUCCAGUUACAUCGCUCCGAACAGGUGUACAAAAACGCUAUGAAAUUUGAUCCGGAUCGAUUUUCGGCUGCCAACAUCGAUGGACGAGACCCUAUGGCUUUCAUUCCUUUCAGUUUUGGGAUCAGGAAUUGCAUUGGAUGGAAAUUCGCUAUGAUUCAGAUAAAGUGUCUCCUCGCUAAAAUCAUCUACAAUUACAGAAUGCAACCUUUAUCACAACACUUCAAACUUCAGUUGUACAGUGACGGCAUUCUCAAAUCCAAGAACGGAUUUCCUGUCAACCUCUCAAGAAGAUGAUCUACCUCUUCAAACUAUAUCUAAGAACUCACUAAUAAUAUUUGUGAAUGCGACAAAUAGUUAUUUGUGUUUC
Messenger RNA from Nicrophorus vespilloides, 1395 nucleotides. RefSeq names its product probable cytochrome P450 4ac1. The transcript is spliced from 5 exons. The record is from RefSeq and is a predicted model, not a curated record. Gene Ontology annotation, molecular function: iron ion binding; oxidoreductase activity, acting on paired donors, with incorporation or reduction of molecular oxygen; heme binding. Lineage: Eukaryota; Metazoa; Arthropoda; Insecta; Coleoptera; Silphidae. Bases 69 to 1322 code for a protein of 417 amino acids.